Molecule: messenger RNA, 1084 nt
Organism: Drosophila navojoa
Lineage: Eukaryota; Metazoa; Arthropoda; Insecta; Diptera; Drosophilidae
Gene: EMC2A
Product: ER membrane protein complex subunit 2A
Molecular function (GO): protein binding
Source: RefSeq, a predicted model, not a curated record
CACCUAUCGAUUACCUUCUGACUUGACUUUUUUAAUAAAUUGACAAUUAAUAAAUUAAAAGAUUUUAAAUAAUAAUGUCGCUAAAUUAUGAAGAAAUGAGUUGGUCAGAUGUGCGGGAUCAGUUUAGAAAGUGGCGUGAGGAGUCUGGACGUCACAGCGAGGAUGUGGUUCAACUGUGGGUAGCCGUCCUCGAGGACAAAGUCCACAAAACAGGCAACGAAAGACAUUUGAUACUCGAGCAGGUGAUUGUUGCUGCACUGGACACCGCACGCUUUGACAUUGCCACCAAUUGCACCAAGCAGCUGAGUGCCGAGUUCCCAGGUAGCUUGCGUGUGAUGAAAUUCAAGGCGAUGCGCUUGGAAGCACUUGAGCAGUACGACGCCGCCAACGAAGUAUUAGAUGCCAUAAUUGAAAAGGAUGAGACAAAUGCGGCGCCGCGCAAAAGGAAAAUAGCUAUAAUGAAAGCUCGCGGACUUCGUUUGGAUGCAAUUAAGGAACUUAAUGCAUAUCUCAAAAAAUUCAUGUCGGAUCAGGAAGCAUGGCAAGAGCUCUGCAACUUAUACUUGGCCGAGGGUGAGUUCGGCAAGGCAGCCUUUUGUAUGGAGGAGGUAUUGCUUCACAAUCCCCACAGUCAUCUAAUACAUCAGCGACUUGCGGACAUCCGAUACACCAUGGGCGGCGUUGAAAAUAUUGAAAUAGCGCGCACGUAUUACUCGCAGGCCAUUAAGCUCAAUCCGCACAACUUGCGAGCACUUUAUGGUUUGUUCUUGUGCUGCAGCUAUCUGGCAAACUCUAAAGCAGUUAGCUUGAAGCGUAAGGAGUCUCAAAAACUGGCACAAUGGGCAUUGGAGCAGGCUAUGGAGCAUACCGCAAGGCAUUCACCUAUCGAUAAUAAUGACAAGUGGAUUGCAUCAUUGGAUUCAGCUUUUGGCAAUCUGGAGAUCAAGUCAAACUAAUCGAUAGCUUCUGCCGAUCGGAUUAGCAUAGGUGCAAUACCCGACAGAACGUAAAUUAUUCCAAAUAUGCUUAAAAGUGACGAAUACUUUUUGAAGCACCUACCACUAACAUAUAUACAUAAAAAAUA